This is a messenger RNA of Phragmites australis (common reed), 2116 nucleotides long. RefSeq names its product transcription factor TGAL7-like. The transcript is spliced from 11 exons. The record is from RefSeq and is a predicted model, not a curated record. Gene Ontology annotation, molecular function: sequence-specific DNA binding; DNA-binding transcription factor activity. Bases 277 to 1656 code for a protein of 459 amino acids. Gene Ontology annotation, biological process: DNA-templated transcription; regulation of DNA-templated transcription. NCBI's taxonomy places the organism in Eukaryota, Viridiplantae, Streptophyta, Magnoliopsida, Poales, Poaceae.
CACCCCACCGUAUGUCUCUCUCUUAAAAGUCUUCUCUCUGAGGUUCGCCAUUCUUGGUCAAAAGAUGAGGGGAGAAGGGAGCAGAUUUUAGGUGACAUGCAAACGAAAAGCUUGCAGCCUAUCUUUAAAGCUUUCGUGCCAAGUAUAAAAGAAAGGGUGCAAACAGAAGUCGGUUUUGCCAUUAAUGUCUGGUUUUGUAUCCUUUCGCCGGAGAUGUGCAUAGCGUGAGGAGAGAGAACCGGAGUGGAGGAUGGUCAGGGCCUUCAUAAGGGCUUUAUGGCGGGCUCUGCUGGAGAAAAAGACCACCACCAUCGCCAACCCUCUGAGCUCCCCCUGGGUUUCCGGAGCGCCUCACCGGCGACGAUGAUCGAGGCCUCUUCCAGCAUGAGCAAGGAAUCAGCGAGCUACGACAUGGCGGAAUUCGACCAGUCGGCAAUUUUUCUAUACCUGGAUGGCCAUGAUCAAGCAUCGAUCCAAGAACAACGACAGACUCUGAACAUCUUCCCGUCGCAGCCCAUGCAUGUAGCCGAGCCAAUUCCUGCCAAGGGUGUUAGCAUGGGCAUGGUGACAGCCAUGGUUCCUAAUGGCAACUCUUCUUCUUCCAAGACUAGACCCGAGCAAGGUGGCCAGAGGAGUAGUACUACCAUUCCUCCUCUUCCUCCUCCUCCUCCUCCUCCUCCUGCCCCCACUGUACCCUCGUCUAAGGAGAACAGGAGUGGCCUCAACAUCACUAUGAAGGAAGCAACCAGCGGUGGGAAGGGUGCAGCAUCUAGUGACCAGGAGAGGGUGAAAGACCCUAAGAAACUGAGGCGGCUUGCACAGAAUAGGGAGGCAGCCAGGAAGAGUAGGAUUAGGAAGAAGGCUUAUAUCCAACAGUUGGAAACAAGUAGGAUUAGGCUAACCCAUCUUGAACAACACGUUCAAGCCGCAAGAGUACAGGGUGUCUUGAUGGGUACCGGAGUGCAGACGGGUUUUUCUUCUGCCCCUUCACCAGCUGCAAUAUUUGACAUGGAGUAUGGGAGGUGGGUUGAAGAACACAGCAAGCUGAUGUAUCAGCUGAGGGCUGCGCUAAAUGAGCACCUGGCUGACGACCAGCUGCAGGGCUUCGUCGAUGUUGCGAUGGCCCAGCACGAGGAGCUACUAAACCUCAAGGACACCAUUGCCAGAGUCGACGUCUUCCACCUCUUGUCUGGAGUAUGGGCAAGCCCUGCCGAGCGUUGCUUCCUGUGGUUGGGUGGCUUUCGCCCCUCGGAGGUUAUAAAGGUGAUGCUGAAGCAUGUGGAGCCACUGUCGGAGGGUCAGAUCCUGGGCAUAUACAACCUUCAGCAGUCAGUGCAGGAAAGGGAGGAGGCCCUCAGCCACGGCAUGGAAGCCAACCAGCAGACCAUCUCCGACAUUGUUGCCACCCCCGAUGUCGCCCCUGCCACCUUCAUGGGCCACAUGUCCGUCGCCAUGAACAAGGUGGCCUCUAUGGAGGGCUUCGUCAGCCAGGCAGAUGGACUCAGGCAGCAGACCCUCCACAAGCUGCACGACAUCCUGACCACUCGUCAAGCAGCCCGAUGCCUGGUGGCGAUCGCUGACUACUUCCACCGCCUUCGUGCGCUCAGCACGCUGUGGGUUGCGAGGCCCAGGCAGGACGGGGGGCCAGGGCUGUAGAAGAAGCUGACAGAAGAAGACGACGAAGAAGAAGAACAAUAAUGCAUGCAUUGUGCAAGUUUAAUUGCUCUUCUUCUUCUUGCAUGCAUUGGAAGAUUAGUCCCAGAGAAGAACGCAAUGCAUGCAAGAUUCAGUUAACCUAAUUAAGAACUAGUGUAAGGUCGCUUAAAUUGAUCUGGGAAUGCACACUGAAGAGAGGAUUAAUGACGUUGAGGUCUCUUCUUCAGAUGUGUGACUUGCAACUUCUUUAAGGUGUACAUGUAUGUAGUGUUUAGGCUAGGGGCAGAGAAGGGCAGGAAGUAGAAAUAGUGGAGACUUUGGACUUCUCUUUGUUCCUAACUUAUUUUCACCAACUGCUGGACUUAAGUUCACCCAGAACAUCGUUCAUCUGGGGCAGCUCUUUGAAUGCAAUUACCUGGUAACGAAAUCGUAGCAUGACAGAAGUUGCUUGAGUAGCUUG